Molecule: messenger RNA, 3281 nt
Organism: Phoenix dactylifera (date palm)
Lineage: Eukaryota; Viridiplantae; Streptophyta; Magnoliopsida; Arecales; Arecaceae
Source: RefSeq, a predicted model, not a curated record
CCCUAUUGCCUUCGCUGUCUAUAUUCUAUCCUCCACGCCUGGAAAAUCUCUUCCCCCCUCUCUCUCCAUUCUUUCCGCGUGCCAACUACGCUUCCUUCUCCCCCCCCUUUCCUCUUUUCUAGAAGAGGGAAGAAGAAGAGAUCAGAGAGCAAAGCGGCGAUCGAUCGAUCGAUCAAUCGUAAAUCGGAGCGGCCAUUGGUGGCCUCCUCCUCGUCCUCUUUUUCAGUGAAACCCUUUUUUUUUUUUUGGAAGUUUUUUAGGUUGAAUUGGAGCUGGUACGGUGAAUGUGAGGUUUGAGAGCAGGUAAUUGGUGGGAUUAGGGUUUUGGUAAGGGGGGAUGGGGGCGGGGGUGUCGAGCAUCAUGGGGCCAGAGGGGGACGGGGGAGGACACGAGACGGGGCUGGGGGACCUGCCGGAGAGCUGCGUGGCGGCGGUGCUGCUGCACCUCGACCCGCCGGAGAUCUGCCGGCUGGCGCGGCUCGGCCGGGCGUUUCGGGGGGCGGCAUCGGCGGACUUCGUGUGGGAGACGAAGCUCCCCAGGAACUAUCGGUGUCUGAUGGGGCUGGUGGAGAAUGAGAAGAGCAAGAAGAGGCAUCUUAGCAAGAAGGAAAUCUUCGCCCGGCUGUGCCGGCCAAAUCCCUUCGAUGGGGGAACCAAGGAAUUCUGGCUGGAGAAGCGUAGGGGUGGUCUUUGCAUGUCGAUUUCUUCAAAGGCUCUGUUGAUUACGGGGAUCGAUGACCGGAGAUACUGGAAUUACAUUCCCACGGAGGAAUCCAGGUAUUAAUCUUUUCUGUUUUUUAUUAAUAUAUGAAUCUAUAAUAUACCUUGCCCUUCUAAUAACGUGACCUGUGAGAAUUAAUAGGUAAUAGGAUUGCCUGAUGAAUUGGAGUUUGAAGUUAUCAGUAUUUUUACCUCAAUCAGUACUCCAAACAAUAUCUUAGCUAAAUCUAUUUUCUUCAUAGGGCCCUUGUUUGGAGCUUAAGUUCCCACAACUGUGAAGAUCCAUUAACUAGCAAGCGUUCUUCAACCUACAGAUGUUGUUUUGCCUCAUUUAAAGAAUAUUUUUGUCCAUACCUUAUCCUUGUGUAACUUUACCUUUGGUUUCUGGAAAACUCUAGGAUGUCCAUAUCCUUUUCAUUACUCAGCUCAGCAGAUCUUGUCUUUAUGCCUUCAGAUGCUUCUUACGGAAUUUUGUCCUGAUAUUAACUUGUUGAUGUGUUGUCACCACAAUAGAAAAUCGUGCACUUCUUGUGUAUCUGUAUGCAGCUGUUGUAUCUGUUUUCUUCACCAUGUACGACAAGGUUUCUAUCUUUAAACACGUAGCUGUUUGCAUUUUAGGGAAAAGCCAGAUGGUUUUGUGUCAGGCCCAGCAGUAUGGGGUUCCAUACUCUGCAUUGCUUUCCUUCUCCUUCAGGUCUCAUGCUUGUCUAGAAAUGUUAGAUCCAGCUUAGUAGGCUUUUUCUUUUUUAACUUUUUUAUCACCUUGCUAAGGCUGUUAGUAGUUUAAUGGAUUAGAUAUGCAAGUACAUCAGGGGAAACUGUUGUAUUGGAGCUGUCAUUGCUAUCGUCUUGCCUCUGUACUUUUGGCUUGUAGAGAAGUUUUGAAGCAUUUAUGAAUCUCUUUGACCAAUGUUGAUGAUUUAAUUCUUAAAAUGCUAGUUUCUGCCCUUUUUCUUCUCUUGUUGGCAAUUCCUAAAUUUGUUGCUGAACCCUUUGCGUGAAAUUUCUUUUCCAUUAUGGAUCUGUGUUCUCUCGUCAGGUUCAUUCUCUGGAUCUAAAGUCCAUUUUUGUGCAAUAACAUUCUUUGUGGAAGAUGAAAAGCGAGUCUAACUUCCCCUUUGCACGGGCUUUAUGGGGAAAAUGUUCUUGUGCUAAUUAAUGCUCUACUUUAGCAUUGUUUUGGUGCCCCCUCUAUAUUUGCCUGUUGCAGGAAGAUUAUGUGUUUCAUCGCCGGGCCAAUUUUUUUAAUAACCAAGCAUCAAUAUUUGCUUGACUUAAGACAGAAUAUCUUUGACAUAGACUUACCAUUUUUUUCUAGGAUGAAGUCACCUGUGAAUAUUUCUUUUUUCAUGUAAGUGCGCAAUAGCGUUACCUCAUUCAAUUGGAUCUACUCUAUGAAGCAGGCAUUUGUUCUUCUUUCAAGCAUCAAUUUCUCUUUGUUGUAAGACAUGGAAUACCUUUGACACAAAUGUUAACAUGCUGGUAUGACAAUGAAGUGAUACAACAUGAUAUAGGAUUUAAUAUGGGACCAUGUAAGCCUUCGUGAAUUAGAAAUAACAGACCGAUAGUGGAAGGUCAGAUAAAUCAAUCUUAUUUCCAUUCUAUAGUAUCAAAUACUUGACGUUGUAUUGGAUUAGAAAUUCUAACUUUUUGCUUGUGUUCUUUUCACAUUGAAUUCUAUAUCUGACUAUGUUGCUCUGAAGUCCUGUACACCUCCAUGUGCCACCAUGUCCUAGUUUUAAAUAGUGGACCGGAGUGACUGGUUCUUGGUCUUGAUGAGUAUCUUUAUCCAGUUUUUGAGUUUAUGAAGUUAGCUUUGAACACAAGUACCUGGGCUAGCAUGUCUUAAUCUUUUGAAAUUUACUGCAUUGCCCAUAUUUGUUUUUUUUCGGUCUUUUACCAAAUAAUGCACAAGUACGUUUUGUCUGCCACCAACUGGCUCUCCAUAUAUUGAUGCAAAACCCUCUUCUUUUUUUUUUAGCUAGAACAAACCCUCUCUUUUCCAUAGCUACUAUAUAGCCCAGAAUUUGUACUGACUCGCAAAGGCUUAUGUCAUGAAAAAGGGUCAAAUACUUGAUGAAUCAUAAAAUCUCAUCCUUUGCGAAUUAGGGCUUGUGAAACAAAUUGCUUACAAUGAAAUAAAUUCUGUGGUGAAUUGUCGAAAUAUUUACAUUAUAAGGUGAUUGUUAAUUAGUCAGAUGGAUUUAACCAAUGUUGAAUUGCAAACUAAAUAGUUGUAUGUCUAACUAACUGGAAUAAUCUUUGCAUCAUCGUUUUCAUCUAUCAUGGCAUGUUGAUUAUGAGGUCAGAAAAGUUGCUGCCACAUUAGAAAACAUUUUCAAUGGGAUUUGCUAAUUUUCCUCUCCCUAUCCCUCACUUUGACCUGCAAAUGUAGAUUGUCGCCAGUUGUCUUUUUGCAACAGCUUAGACGACCACUCGUGUCUGUAUUGUCCCAACUUGAAUUUUUGAAGGUGUUGAUUGGAUUAUUAAGAAAGGAAACACAAUAUAUUUUCCCGUUACAGAAUCAUUACACAUGUCGAUAAAAAGGAAGAAUAGCUUCA